This is a messenger RNA of Raphanus sativus (radish), 945 nucleotides long. Its product is annotated as probable pectinesterase/pectinesterase inhibitor. Lineage: Eukaryota; Viridiplantae; Streptophyta; Magnoliopsida; Brassicales; Brassicaceae. The transcript has a single exon. Gene Ontology annotation, molecular function: enzyme inhibitor activity. The record is from RefSeq and is a predicted model, not a curated record. The coding region runs from base 139 to 789 and encodes 216 amino acids.
GUCUUUGAAAAGAAUAGAAAAAACAAUCCAAAUAUAGCAAAACCGUAUAAACAUCUAUAUAUACACGUACCAUGUCUUCCUUCUUUUUUCUAAUCCUUUCCAAUCCACGUUGAAGUUACCUAAAAAAAACCAAAAAAAAUGAACACUCCUAUAAAACUCGCCUUUCUCAUUCUUUGUAUCGCCCUAACGGCAACCGCGUUCGUAGUCCCAGCCAAACGUGACGCUGUUACACCAGAACAUGAGAAAGCCGUCGCAGGAAUAUGCAGCGUCGUCCAAGACAAAAGUCUUUGUAGCAUAACCUUGAAAACUGUCCCAAGCAAUGAUCCAAACAUUUUGGUCCGUCACUUAGCCACAGGUGCAGAAACCUCCGUUAAAAAGGGAUUGAAGUUCCUCUCCGGAAUUAAACCCAAGUACAAAGGAAACGCUUUCGCUACAGCUUGCAUCACUAGUUGCGAGAAACAGCUAAACAACGCCUUGGAAGACUUUUCAGAUUUCUGGAAAGCCGCGGGAAAAGACAUAAAGAGCAUGGCUAAUAACUACUUCACAUGUAAGAAGAAGAUGACUUCAAUCUUUAACUACCAGUCGAGUUGUCUCGAUGACAUUUACGACAAAACAUUGUUGAAAGAGGUUCAAGGAGGGAUAGGGCUUGGGAAAAGAAUGAGUGGCGAGUCAGUGGAUGUGUUCGCUGGAAUGGACAAAGUCUUUAAUACUCUCAACAUUAAGACCAAACUCAACCAGAAAGAUACCGAUUCGUUGCUCCCACCACCUUUGUCCUUUUACUACUAUUGAUUUAUUGUUGUUGUCAAUGGUGAUGAAAGAAAGGUUCCUUUUGACGUAUGUUUGUAACUAAUAUGUGUUGUAGAUAAUCAUGUAUGUACCUCGUGAUUGGAAAGGAUGUGGAAAAUAUGAUUAUCUAAUAAUAAUAAACUUAAUUGAUAUAAUGUA